Messenger RNA from Acyrthosiphon pisum (pea aphid), 2266 nucleotides. RefSeq names its product histidine protein methyltransferase 1 homolog. The record is from RefSeq and is a predicted model, not a curated record. The coding region runs from base 858 to 1601 and encodes 247 amino acids. Gene Ontology annotation, molecular function: protein-L-histidine N-tele-methyltransferase activity. NCBI's taxonomy places the organism in Eukaryota, Metazoa, Arthropoda, Insecta, Hemiptera, Aphididae. Gene Ontology annotation, biological process: peptidyl-histidine methylation, to form tele-methylhistidine. Gene Ontology annotation, cellular component: nucleus. The transcript has 2 exons.
UUUUGGUAAAUUAUUCUGAACAAUUGUUUUAAUUUUUACAGAAUUAUAAAACUGUAUAUAGAAAAGGAUGUCAGCUUUGAGGUAUUUACACAAUUUCUAUACUAUUUACAAUGAAUGAUUGAGGGAGUAGAUCAUAGAUACAUACAUUUCGUUAUUUUAAUAUUGUGUAUAAUAUUAAAUUAUUGUUGUCUUACAUGAAAAAUACAAGUACCAGUUUUCCUUGUUUGCACAGUCUAUGUUGAAUCCAAGUACAAUUGUUCUUCAUCAAGUUUUUCAUGAUUAUGACUUUGAAUUUAUUUUAAAUCAUUGUUUAUAAACACAACUCGCAAGUUAAUAAUAAUCACAGGCUAAAAUAUAAUAUAAUUAUAAACAUACAGUAUAAUCUGUGGUUAAAAGUACAAAAUAUAAUUUAUAAUAAAUACUACCCUAGUACUAGUGGCGCAACUAGGAUGUAGUGGGGGGGUCGGGGGAAAGGGUUAAGCCAUCCCUGACUACAAUUUAGCUCCCUAAAAAAUAGUCCUAAUUAAUAUAGACAUGGGUUUUUUUAAAUUAUUAGUUUUGUUAGGAAGGUUGUAGCUCUCCCCAGAAUUUGUAACCCUAGUCUCGCCUAUGCCUAGUUCUAUAAAACAAUUAAUAUAAUUCCUCACUUCUAUCAAUAUAUUAUUGUAAUUUUUAUUAAUAACUGCCAUGUAUUUAUAACAUUUAUAUUUUAUUUUUACCAGAAAAUUUUUCAUAAAAAAAUUUUGAUUACUUUUUGAAGAUCGCUAAAACUAUUGUCAUCAUUUCAAUAUUUUAUACUUAUAAGUUAUAAGGAUUAAAGAUGACGAAGAAAUGAUUUAAUAAAAUUGUGUUUCAAAAUGUUCAAGUUCAAUUUUAAUGCAGAUGAGUUUGACGCGUCUGAAUCUUAUGAAAAUGAAGACCAUGUGGUCAAAACAGAAGAAUUAACUAAUUCUUACACAUUGGCCACUUUGCCAUUCACAGAAUUGAUCAUUGGAGAUAAGUCUUUAAAACUAAUUCAAGAAUUUCCUAAUACAUACAAUUCAGAUCUCAUUCCUGGCACUUAUGAAGGAGGAUUUAAACUUUGGGAAUGUACUCUUGAUCUCUUAGAAUAUCUAAGCAAUAACACCAUGUACUAUAAAGAAAAAUCAGUCUUAGAUUUAGGCUGUGGUACUGGCCUUUUAGGAAUUUUUACAUUGAUUUCUGGAGCUCAGAAUGUUGACUUUCAAGAUUUUAAUAAGGAUGUAUUAACCAAUACAACCAUGAGUAAUGUAUUAGUAAAUUGUAAAGAAAGGAUAAAAGUUUGCAAGUACUAUUCAGGUGAUUGGAAAUCAUUUACUACAUUUAAUGAAGAUACCUAUGAUCUAAUUUUAACAUCAGAAACUAUAUAUAAUGUAAACAACUAUACGAAGCUUAUAAAGUUAUUCGAAAAUAAAUUAAAACCAUCAGGAAGUAUUUUAUUGAUUGCCAAAAAUUAUUAUUUUGGUGUUGGUGGUUCAAUUACUGAAUUUUUAAAUUGUUUAAAAUCUUCUAAAAUGAAUUCGGAUAUUGUGUGGACCAGUACAGACGGAGUAAAAAAAACUUUGCUCAAUAUACAUUUUUGAUUGCUAUAGUACAUAUUUGUUCAUAAAUAUUAAGAACUAACAAUCAAGUUAUGACAUUGGUUUUUUCAUUUAUCAUUAUUUACAUAAUUAAGAAUGGCAAUUAAUUAACAAUUAAAUGUAAUAUUAUAUUAAUAUACUAUUCUCUUUGAUUUUGUAAAAAGUGUACAAUGUUGUUUUUGUUCUUGAAAUUUUUUUUGGUUAGUUCAAAAACUAAAAGUUUUAAGUAUUAUUAACUUUAUUUAUUAAUUAGAUGAAUAUUUAACUAGGAAAAUUGUUAAUACUUAUAGAAAUUAGGAACCAUCUAUUUAAAUUGUUUAGUCUUUUCUCAGAGUAUAAAGAAAAACUAUGAAUAGUUCGAGAAGAACAAAGUUAAAUGCCAGUAAUAGUUUUAUUUUAAUUUAUCAUAAUUAACUAAGUUUUGUUAUCCACCUUUUUAAAAUAUCACCAUUAUAAUUAAUAAUUUGAAUAUAAAUUAUAUAUUAUAAUUUAUAUAAUUUAUAAUCAUAUAAAUUUAUAAUAUUUAGGUUAAUAUAUAAAAAAAAAUUUUAAUUGCGAAUAAUGUUUUAAACUGAAAUAGUUUAAUAAUUAUGUUAAUUUAUUUAUGACAUUCUAAAUUCAAAUAAUAAAUGAGAGGAAUGUAUUCAUCCAAUAAUAUGUCUCAAAUU